AUGUCUGCCGAGAGACUUCGCCGAGGAGGGAAGGUUUUCCAACCCGGUCGCAAGCCAACUCCCGAUGAUGACUAUAACUCAACAGCUCUCAAGGAAGGUGCCUUGAACAUGAUUCGCGUCCUUAAAGCGCUCAAUGAUGCUACCGCUAAUAGGACGGCCCAAGCCACCGAGACAUCCAAGGACUCAUUAGAUGCUCCCCCGACAACUGAGGAAACGCCGGCCACUGAUGAUACACCCGAGCAGCCAUCACAGCAGUCAGACGAGACUUCUACCUCAGAGCCCGAAACAACAGCGAUUGAGCAGAUAGCCGAACCGAUGGAAGAAGCGCAAGCCUCUGAAGUCGUAACUAAGUUAAAUGCAGACUCAAAUAGACCUGAGAAGAAGAGAAAGAAAAAGAUCACUUCUCCUGCUUCCUCUACGAUUCCAGUGCCUACACCACCAUCAGAGGAUAAGAACUCCAGUGAUGCCCCCCCAGCCUCCCACUGCUGA
Messenger RNA from Parasteatoda tepidariorum (common house spider), 489 nucleotides. The record is from RefSeq and is a predicted model, not a curated record. Lineage: Eukaryota; Metazoa; Arthropoda; Arachnida; Araneae; Theridiidae.